AUGAGGCCAAAAUUGAGCCUGUUUUCAAAGAACCAAGAUGAAGCAUUGGAAGAAGAGGAUGAUAAGAAUGAUAUUGAUCUCCGUGACAACAAUGUUGGAGAUUUGGACACAUAUUAUGUGCAAGAGACCAUGGAACCUUCCAUCCUGUAUUCCCGUGGCUUUGCAUCGGAAUCGGACGAUAAUGGACCUAAUGAAGAAGUUGAUGAGGAGGGGUUCACGGCAAAGGAUGCCGAAGCUUUCGAGAAGAAAACCCCUCCCCAAACUCCCGACACAACCCGCGCUCCUCGUCUUCUCCAAUCGACACACCCCGCCGCUCUGACACGGGCGCAUCAACGCCGGAGCUCCCCUGCUCAGCUUUGCCGUGCUGCUCCCCUGCUCUCCCGCACGUCCUCCUCCACUGCCGGGGAUGCCUACGCCACUGCUCCCUCCUGCCUCGCGCAGCUCCCCUGGCCCCCUUGCCUGCCUCCCAAAUGUCCCCUCUUUCACCCCCAAAGUCGUUUCUUCUUUCUCCCGCUGCGUCUCCUGCUUGCGCGCUGCGGCGACACCUCCUCCUCGUUGCCCCCGACGCCGGAGGAGGCACGGGGCAAGCAGCAGUGUCUCGCGCUGCGCUUGCGCCACCUCGGGUGCGCGUGGGCCUACGCGUCGGUCGCCGCCUCGGCCGUGCGCCAGUCCGCAAAGGAGGAGGAAGGGGAUUCCGUUCGCCGCCAAGGCGUACUGGGUAUGCUCCUCGAGUCCCCGCUCUUCAGGCCCCUCCUCACCUCCCUCAUCAAGAAGCAGAACAACAUGACGCAGAUGCUGCAGCGCACGGGGAUCCCUGACCGGCCCAUGUUCUUCCCGGAGUACAAGCAAAAGCAGCUAUGAGAAACUUUUCAUUCAGUCAAGUUCUACUGAUUUUUGGUCUUCUUGAAUUUUGUAUAGUUGAGAUAGAUGUUCUACUUCUUUCAUUCAGUCAGGCUCUACUGAAACAUUUUGCAGAAACAAUGUUCUGCUGAAACUGAAAAAAGGAACAUAAACAUAAAUGUUCUGCUGAAACUGAAAAAAGGAACAGAACCACACCUGAAUAAUUUGUACUCCUCCUUAAUUCUUCAAUAGAUUUAAAAAUGUUCAGACUUUGAAUGUUCACUGAAUUAGUAAAUCUUGUCUUUCCUAAAAACUGAAUUUGUAUAUUAAGUCUUUGCUAAAGAGAAAUAGUAAAUCCUAUCAUAACAAAUGUUCAUUCAGAAGUGUUAAGAAAUCUUCAGUUUUUUAUCCUGAAAUGUUCAAUUUUUUGCUCUCUAAAUUGUGUGCCUUUAUUGCUCAUUCAGUGCUCAGUACAGUAUUCAGUUUGAGUAAAAUUCAGUUCGUGUGGUGAGUUGAAGAGCAUUGCUCCCUGCCUUGCUAUGCCUAGUUAUGUUAACUACAGUAUCAUUGUCUACUUUGGGGUCUUUUUGUGGUGAAAGUAUGGGUCUUUUUGUAUGGUGGCAAGAUGACUAGAUGGAUUCAAAUAAAUCUAGCUAAUUCAAAUAAUUCCAAGUUAAUAAAAAUAAAUCCAAAUUAAUUCAAAUAAUUAAGAAUAGGAAUAAGAAUAAUUCAAACUAUUUCAAAUAAUUAAGAAGAAGAAGAAGAAAUCAAAUAAUUAAGAAGAAGAAGUACGGCGAGGUAUUCGUAAUGGCGUCAAGUCACCCUUGCCAUAUGGAUCAUAUGUAACUCUUGCUGCUAGCCUAGAGGAGUACAUUUUCGUGCUUCAAGUCUGAACUUAUGUAUGGAAAAUGCAUGCUUCGAGUCUGAACCGAUGCACUCCAUUUUGUGGUGAUUAGUUGCCACUUCUGUAUGCACUAAGAAAAAGAAGCCUGAACAUGGCAUGCAUGCUUUCUUGUGGUGUUAGCAUCCCAGCAUUGAUCAACACAGCUUGUCCUCACAAGCACAUAGAAAAUGACAGGUUCUGAACACCAAGUUGACAGGUUCUGAACAUCAAGUUGACUGAACACAGCUUGUCCUCACAAGCACUUUAUUUGUUUUAUGAAACUUCUUGUAAUAUGCAUAGAAAUGUAUAACAAUAAUUGGAGUAUUUAUGAUGAUCAAAGUGUUUCUUACUCAAGUGCAAUUUGUUGAGCUAUUGCUACUGCUUAAUCAAACAAUGCAUACCAAUCUGCUCCUGCUUAUGUUUGGGACUUUGGGGUGCUGCAUCGAUGUGCAUCAAACAUGAUUAAGUUUUUUUUGCUGUGAUAAUCCAAAAUGCUUCAGACUGCUAGAUUCAGUUUCUAGUGAUAAUCCAAAAUGCUUCAGACUGCAUAAAAUGCUUCUUUUGCUGUGAUAAUCCAAAAUGCUUCUUUUGAGUACAGUAGCUGUCAAAUUUAGCCUAUCUUGAUCUUGGGCUUGAGAGCUUCUUUAGCAAGAUCACUGGAUGCAGUGUACUCUGCUGGAGCUUCUUUAGCCUAUCUUGAGCUUGAGCUUGGGAGCUAUCUUGAGCUUGCGAGUAUAGUUGUACGUUUGCUCACAAUGGUGUAUUGAAAAUUGCAAGUUAUAUAGUGUAGUGUUUUGUAAAUUCAGACUAGAUUUGAGCAAGAUAAACUUUACUGUUAUGAUUGAUAAAGAAAACUUUAGUGUUAUUUAGAUUCAGAGCAAGUAAAGGAAAAUUUAAUAAAAGUUAGUCUUGAGGAAUCUGGUGGAAUCAUAUUGCUUGUUUCCAAAAUAAAUUGAUUGAUUGUGCACUGAAAAUUGAUUGAUUGUUUUAGCAAAUUUAGAUAUGUUUAUUUGUUGUUAGAAGAAUCUUUGACUAGUUACAAGACAUAUUCCUGAUCUGUUAUUUUUUAACUUUGCAAAUAAUCUAUUUCAUUCAAACUACAGCUGUGCAACAAUGAAGCAUAUAAUCUACUGCAGUUUGAUCUACUGCAAAUUACCGAAUCAAUUGACAGCUACUCCUGGUUAUCAAUUUGAUCUUCAUUUGCAUAAACCUGGUUGGUGCUCGCACUAUUUCCUGAAAAUAGACCAUUAUUUACUGAAGAUAAACCUGGUUGACCUUCAUUUGCAUAAACCUGGUUUGUGCUCGCACUAUUUACUGAAAUAAACCAUUAUUUACUGAAGAUAAACCUGGUUGAUCUUCAUUUUCAUAAACCUGGUUGAGUAUUACAGAGCAAUUGACAUCAAUUUGAUCUGGUUAGAAUUCAGAUAG
Molecule: messenger RNA, 3151 nt
Organism: Triticum aestivum (bread wheat)
Lineage: Eukaryota; Viridiplantae; Streptophyta; Magnoliopsida; Poales; Poaceae
Exons: 3
Coding region: 1-861 (286 amino acids)
Source: RefSeq, a predicted model, not a curated record